UUGGGAUGAACCAAGUUACACAAGGGCCGAGGUUUGUUCGUCCUCCGAGGAACUCUUCCGAUUCAUAUUACGAGGAAAUCAAAGUUAAGUGUUGUUGAUUAAUACGAGAGAACUCUAAUUUGGAGUGUCGAACAUUGCCUGCAGGAUUAAACAAAGGCUGUUUUGGAAAGGAACGGUUAUCUCCUGUUAAGGAUCGCUUUCUUGUCGUAAUUUAUGAUUAUAAGCUUUCGCAUGGCCUCGAACUCCUGGCGGAAGUCAUUAUAAGGAAGUCUAUUUAAGUAAUCAUCUCAUGUGUAGGAGUUCCUGACGCUGCCCACUGGCUCUGUGACAUGUAGUAGCCGCAAUGGAUAUUCUUGUCGAUGUAAGAUGGAUACGAUAUGUGUUGCUGGUUCUGCUCUUGGAGGACUGGUUUCGGGCGGCAGUUCAUGCCUCCAUGAAUGACCAUUACGUUGUCCCUGAGCGUAUCGAGAACAGGACACUGUCAGAUGAGCAAAAGCUGCUGCAGAAAUUGAUGAGAGGCUACGAUAAAUCUGUUCGUCCAGUCUACAAUGCUUCAACACCAGUGGUAGUCCGUUUGGGUAUAACUCUCACACAGAUAUUCGACGUGGACGAGAGAAACCAAGUAUUAGUACUCAACGUUUGGCUUGAUCAGGAAUGGGUAGAUGAAAAACUCCGCUGGAAUCCUGAUGACUUCGGCGGCUUGGAAGUACUGCGAGUACCCUGUGCAUUCAUUUGGUUGCCAGAUAUCGUGUUAUACAAUAGUGUGGACGAUUAUGGCAAGGGAUACAUGCAGGCCUUGGCCAUGGUGCAUCAUUCUGGUAACGUUUUCUGGCCUCCGAUUGUUCGUCUUAAGAGUUCGUGCAAACUGGAUAUAACGUAUUUUCCUUUCGACGAUCAAAUAUGUACAUUGAAAAUGGGUUCGUGGGCUUACGACGGUUUCCAAGUAGACGUCACGAAUAGGUCAGACGAUAUAGAUCUUACUAACUACGUGGACAACGGAGAGUGGUUUCUGAUGAACACACAAGUCAAACGAAACGUUGUGAAUUAUCCAUGCUGCCCGGAGCCAUUUCCAGACGUAACCUUUGGCUUACACCUGCGCCGAAGGACACUGUAUUAUACGUUUAAUGUGAUCAUACCGUGUGUCAUCCUCUCUUCUCUCACAUUAGUCGGAUUUAUGCUUCCGCCGGACAGUGGAGAAAAAGUGACUUUAGGAUUAACUGUUUUAUUAGCCUUUUCUGUCUUCAUGUUGCUCAUCGCGGAAAAUAUGCCACCUACGUCAGAGUUCGCACCGUUGAUUGGAGUAUAUCUGACAUGUGUAAUGGCGAUGACGUCACUCUCAGUUAUCAUCGCCGUUAUCAUCUUAAACAUUCAUCAUAAAGGAGUGGGCGACAAACGACCGCCAUAUUGGCUGCGUCGACUCGUUCUCUCAAAACUCAGCCACCUUGUUUGCCUGCAUAGGAAGGAGUACACAAAGAUAUCAAAAAGUCCAAACAGUGAAGAAAAGGGUUUAUCGCAUAACCAUGCUCAAUUACAAAGUUUUAAAUCGGCCUUUAGCGAUUCGCCGAUGGAGACAACGCGACUUAGCACCCGAAUCCACCAUGUCAAUGAGUCGGACAAUGUGGGCCAGGGCAUCGGGAAUUCUGUGGGCUCGAGCUUCCGUAGCCGAAACCCAACGGACGAGGAGAUCGUCAAGCAUUUGCGUGUUCUCAUAGACAAACAGGAAAAAGCUGAUCAUGAGGUGAACGUGAUACGGGAGUGGCAGGACAUUGCGACUGUCCUCGAUAGGUGCCUAUUCUGGGUGUUCUUUUUCGUCACAACCGUAGCAACUAUUGGUGUCUUAGUUCUUCGGCCUUUGACAAAGAAUGCUGUGCUUGAGUUAUGAGUUUCCUUUUUCACUGUUAGUAGUGGUUCUAUGUAGUAGGAAAUGGAGGAUGGCUGUGAUAUAGGUUGGUGUGACGCUUGGGUGAAUCUAUAUUGCUUCGCCUGAAGGUUCAAGCAGGGGUAGAAAAAAACCGGUGCUUGAAGCGUGAUACGCUAGUUUCGCAGAGUAAAGAUGAUUGCUUAUUGCUUGCAAAACUGUUAAGAUUACUGUCGAAUGUAAAGAUGAAGUCCGUCAUGAUGUUAGACUUUUGGUGAUGAUAGGUUAGUGGAUAGGGUGGCGGCUGGCCAAGUAUUGCACUCGUGGGUUUUGCGAGAUGUAGGUAUGAUUAUCAUUAUUAGCUUAAACGAAAGGUGGAACGAAAAUUGAAUGUAACUAUUCUGUAUGAAAUUAAGUGCAGGUUGGAGAAGUCUAAUCCAUCUCUUAAAAAAUGUGAAUAAAAAGACAUCGUCAUUGCCCAAAUUGCGUGGAGAAGCGUUUCUCCAAGGCAGUCUGAUCCAUCUCACAAAAUGUAAAUAAAAAAUCAUUGUCAGUCUUUAAACUUAAUUGCGUUUAAAAUAGCCAACACUGGUAUUGAGGUACAUGUAUUUGAAUAAAAAAGACAAGUGUACUCUGAGGAUGAAAGUCCUGACUCCCAGACUGAAGAUGUGCUUAAUUUGAUUGAUGGCUUGAUAGGUACCAAACAUGCGGAGGAGCUUAGUCCUGUCUUCGCAGUCAACUUUGCCAAUGGACGAUAUCAAGGGAUGUUUGUGAUUGUCUGAAGACCAUGUCGAAGCUGUCAAAUCUGUUAUAGAGCUCAUGGCGUGUUAGAUGGAUACUGUUGAUACCAUCUGCACAGCGUUAUGAUUUUUCAUAUACAUACUGUUAUUCGGCUCAUCCAUAUAACACUAAACUUGUUGGUUGCAGACCAGUUUUCUUGGUAACAGAGCCCAAUUGCAUGGUGCUGUUAUCUUCAUUAUUAGGCAAUAUACUAUUCUUCAGACAAGUCCAUGGUCAUAGUCAAGAUAGUUAAGUCAAGACUUUACAAUUCUCUGGAACGAAAUUUAUCUCGAGGUGUGGAGAUAGCGUCGAUACAACAGAAGAUUACAUGUAUAAUUACACUCUACAUUGCACUUCUAAUCUAAGGUCAUUGAUUUUGAGCCAAAAAUCAUUACUUCUGAAAAUUAGUUUUUGCUUUGAGUCAACACGAAUAUGAUACUAGGUAGUCCAACAGCGAUACUUCGUACCUAUUUCUAAAUACAUUAGUCACACAAGUACUAUCUACACGUUACUGUAAAUAGUUCAUUCAGCAUCUUUAGUGAUACAUACUUUAGAAAUGCUGUAAACAUUUAUUGAGGCGUGGUCAUCCUUCUUCUCUCUUUGAUAAACGCUGAUAGAGAUUGUCGUAGGAGAAAGCAUGUGCAGUCUUGUUAAAAAGAAAAAAGACACCUGUGUUUUCUGUUAUUCGAAGUCUCUGUUACCCGUUAUACUAGUAGUGGCAAUACAAGGGAUUAAGAGACUACUUGUAUCACGAAAAAAUACAUUUUUCUAAUUUCUGUUUUAUGGCUUUUAACACGACUGUGCAUUCUUCAGUGUAAUGCAUCAUUACCUUCUCUCAUAUGUACAAAUGUAAAUAUUAGUAUUCAACUUUAAAUUCUUUAUCUUGCAUUUACAUGUGUUUCAUUUGGGUUGAGAUUUUUCUAUAGUUCUGUUUUUUGUUUGGUUUUUUUUCUCGGCUGUUGGUGUAACUUUGCUUAAUCAGUGUGUCUCUUCUAGCUUCAGUAUCAUAGCUCCAAUUUGUUAUCAGUCUUGUUACAUGAGCAGACGACCAUUCACGUGCAAAUGCUCAGAAUUUGUAACCUUCAUCAUAGCUCUGUUUUAUUAUCAGGCUUGUAACAUCAGCAGACAACCAUCCACGUGCAACUGCUCAGAAUUUGUAAUCUUACCAGAUAGCUUUAUUCAGCUGAUUCAAAUUGCCGACGCAAAGGUACCACACGCGUAAAUAUUAGGCAUUCUUGCAGGAUGUUAAAUCAAAGGAUAGUCUACUUACUCCGAUUACAUGAUUAAGUGCUCGAGUGAAACAAGCUUUUCUGAAAACAUCAGACAAGCCAUAGAAUAACAAGAUGCUAAUGUACAUAAACUUCAUGUACGUGUAUUUAGUAGAAGUGUUUUAUUAAAACCCUACCAAGAACCUAAGUCAAUAUCGCGUUUUUCAUAGUUCUAGAAAAGCAGGUACUAAAGCCCUUAAUCCUAACAAUUUGUGGUAUUUAGCAUGUUUGAGGUGCAUCAUAGCACAGGUAACUUGUUAAGAAACUUUUACUUCAUCGUGCGAGAGAGUGAUGGUUAUGUUAAAUAAAGACACUAUCAUGUCUGUAUAUAUUUCAAGCACAUUCGAGGCGGAGUCAUCCUUCUACGAAUUUUGUGUCAGCUGUUAGAAGUUAACGCUACUCGCUGGCGACCGUUGAAGCUUACCACUGUGAUCCCUACUGUAACUUACUGUCGUCUAAUCUGGAACAUCGAUUGCUAAGACUGCUCCCUUCAUUGUUUGUUGUGGUAGCUUGCAAUCUCACAUCCAAACCGAAAAGUUUUAAAACGAGCCUUUGGUAAAUUACUUUGUAAUAACAACGGACAUAUGCUAGCAUCGGCCGGUCGUUCAUCCAACAUUUUGUCAUAAUUAACUCAGCAGCAAUCUCUACACUUAUUGCAUUGAAUAAGAUUGAUUGCCAGAAACGACCAUGUGACACUCUGUUCCUGAGGGCAUUUCACAUCGACUUCAUCUAAUUUCCUCCUUUGGAAUAAUGCUACAUACAAUUUCGCUUUUUAAUAUUUGCUGGAUAUUGUUAAAUUCGUAUUUAGGUUAGAUCUGUAGAUGAGAAGUAGAUCCGCAAUAAAGCAAAAAACAUUUUUCAAACACUUGUAAAUUGGUAAUAAGUAGAGAGGUUCCAUGUAUCUCCGCGUAGAACACAUCUUAUGACAUUUUUCAUUGAAUUCUCUUAUAACGUUUUUACUGAUAUAUUUCUCCCAGAACAAAUGUUUCAUGCAUCAGUUUGGCAUUUUAUGGUACAAUGCUGUCCUAAUUACAUUUGCAAUUAAAUAAUUCGUCGAACGACAUUGAUUUCGAGUAAAAAUAUGAAAAAUGUUAACCAUCUUGACUGAAUGGUCAAGUUGAUGAAAUGUUGCUUUCAACUUUGUAAUGAAUGACAUUUAACCUUUGGGUAAGUGCGUCAUGAUAUUUCCAGAUUAGGGAACAAGGGGUCUCCAGAAGGACUGCAAUAUUAUAUUAGUUUAACCGGUUUUGUUCACAACUAAGAUAUACAUGUAGCUUGCAUGUAAAAUUUCGGUAUGUUGAAGAAGAAUGCUGAUGUUCUUGUAUAUAUGCUCUAUAUGGUUUGUUUAAAGUCGUAUCAUUUAACAAAUUUGCUGCAAGAAGGACUUCUGGGUGAAUAGCUCGCGUUUGACUGAAAAGCAGAUUGCCGGUUCGCGGCAAUGUAGAGUCUGCAUUUGCACUCACUAGACUAUUUAAACUAAGUUUUUGAUGGCACCUUACCCUGUUGCACUGAAAAAGAGUAUGAUUACAAUUAGUAAACGAAACGAGAGAACUGCAUGGUUAAGUUCUUUGCUAAAGGACCCAGUGUGUGGUCCUACUAGAAGUCGAAACCACGAUCAGUAGUGUCCCUCAGUGCAACCUGGCAUAGUGGUGAGUUUCAGUUUGAGUUUCAAUCAUACAAUAUGAAGCGUGAAUACUGUUUUGUAAUUUUCUAAUAAAUCAUGUUAUAUUU
Lineus longissimus is the source of this 5637-nucleotide messenger RNA. RefSeq names its product neuronal acetylcholine receptor subunit alpha-10-like. Gene Ontology annotation, biological process: nervous system process; chemical synaptic transmission; signal transduction. Gene Ontology annotation, cellular component: synapse; neuron projection; plasma membrane. Lineage: Eukaryota; Metazoa; Nemertea; Pilidiophora; Heteronemertea; Lineidae. The transcript has 8 exons. Bases 344 to 1882 code for a protein of 512 amino acids. The record is from RefSeq and is a predicted model, not a curated record. Gene Ontology annotation, molecular function: acetylcholine-gated monoatomic cation-selective channel activity; transmembrane signaling receptor activity.